AUGUUUGACAAUCUUACACCUCCGGCGAAACAUGCUAGACAUGGUUUUAUUGGUCGUUACUUUUAUGUUGCUAUUUCAGCCGUCUUAGGGUUCGGAUUUGUUACUGUCUUGCUUAUCCUGGCAAUUAUUUACUAUUGGUAUCAUGUAAUUAUCGGGAAAGAAAAGUUUCUGAAAAAAGCCGAUGAAACGGUUACUUAUCCAGAUAUCAAGAGUAUGAAACGUACAUCGGAUUUGAGGUACUAUGCAUUGGCAAUGAAAUUGGACUUGCAGGAAUACAGAAUUACGACUGAAGAUGGGUACAUUUUAACAUUACACCGUUUAAUCGACCCUAACGAAACAGACCUAGAGAGACAGAACCGGAAGCCAGUUUUAUUGCAGCAUGGGUUACUUUCAUGUUCUGGAUCUUACGUCACUUCUGGUUUUCAUUCAUUAGCAUAUCACAUUUUGACUUCCGGAUAUGAUGUUUGGUUAGGUAAUAAUAGAUCGUGGUUUGAAGCUAAGCAUGCGUUCUAUGAAGGUGAUUUAAUGCACAGCGAAGAAUACUGGGAUUGGGAUAUAAGAGAGUUAGCAUAUUAUGAUUUGCCUUGUAUUAUUGACAAUGUUUUGGCUCAUAAACCUCAACACCAGAAAUUAGCAAUUGUUGGACAUUCACAAGGAUGUACGCAAACAUUCUUGAUGUUGAAAAACGGUAAUUUAGCGAAUUAUCAUAAUAAGGUUGAAGUGUUUUUCCAGUUGGCUCCAGCUAUUUUUCCAGGUCCAUUAUUCCACAAAAGAGCGUUCAUAAAAUUUAUGCAUCAUAGAAGUAAAUUGGGCUAUAAAUUGUUUUUUGGAUGUUGCUCUUUCUUGAGAGUUUUGACUAUUACUCGUAAUCAGUUAUGUACUACAAGAUUUUUCGGAUCAGUGUCGUAUGUUAUGUUCAAGUUCUUAUUUGGUUGGAGCGGAGGCUUAUGGAACUCAAAUAAUAAGCUUCGUCAUUUUCACUUUAUCUUCAACGUCUCUCGUGUUUCUUCUAAAUUGAUGUCUUGGUGGCUAAGCGAAUGGGUUCAAGAAGGUUUCUCAAAUCAAUUACAAUCUAAAGAGUCGUAUAAAUCUGGUGAAAAUUUUAGCUUCACUCCCGUCAAUUCAACCAAUGAAGUACGUGGCAAACAAGCCGAAGAAAAUGACUCAAAGACGUACUUUCCGUAUAAAGAACAGUGGUUUGGAUUAGAGGAAAAAAGUAUCAUUGUACCUAUGGUAAUCUUCCCUGGCCUUGAAGAUUAUUUGGUCGAUGGUAAAAGAUUAGCCACACAUAUGAGACACUAUGAGCGUAACGUUUACAAAGAAGGCCAUAAUUUAGAUAUUCACGAGUUACCAGCAUACGACCACUUGGAUGUUAUAUGGGCAGAUAAUGUUAAUGAUGUGAUUGGUAUUAAAAUUACAGAAAAAUUGAACCAAAUUGGAAAUACUUCCAAAAGUACAUCAGAAGAUGAAGCGGCUAUUCACAAUGAAACUGAAGCUCUCAAGGAAUCCGAUUCAGUUGGGACUCAAGCUUCUGUUUUACCUUCUUCUUCUCCACUUCAGGCAGGACCAUCUGGUCAGUAG
This is a messenger RNA of Debaryomyces fabryi, 1581 nucleotides long. RefSeq names its product sterol esterase. Gene Ontology annotation, biological process: lipid metabolic process. The coding region runs from base 1 to 1581 and encodes 526 amino acids. The transcript has a single exon. Lineage: Eukaryota; Fungi; Ascomycota; Pichiomycetes; Serinales; Debaryomycetaceae. The record is from RefSeq and is a predicted model, not a curated record.